GAUAGCUAAACAUCAGAGAACGAUGGCGUCCGCCGCGAUGGACACCACGUAAAAUAACACACCUACGACACUCCCGGUACGGUCGGCGUGUUCUCCCGUGACACUACCGGUGCUUUCUACACCUUGAAUACGAAUCUUAAACGUGUCGUUAUGGCGACCGGGAACGGCGUCGGCGGCGGCUUAGCGUCAAACCACGACGGCCAGGAGGCUGCGUCCAACUCGGUUCAGUCCGGAGACGCAGCGGUGCCCUCCAACGCGCCAGCGACCGCUCCAGCCUCCGGCCCUGCCCGGUCCGCCUCUCCGCCCGUCCUCGGCCUUCACCGGGAGCCCAUGUACAACUGGCAGGCGACGAAGAGCUCCCUGAAGGAGCGCUUCGCCUUCCUCUUCAACAACGAGCUGCUCAGCGACGUCCGCUUCGUCGUCGGGAAGGGCAGGCAGGCCCAGAGGAUACCGGCCCACAGGUUCGUCCUGGCCGCCGGCAGCGCCGUCUUCGAUGCCAUGUUCAACGGCGGGAUGGCCACGACCUCCGCGGAAAUCGAGCUGCCCGACGUGGAGCCCGCAGCCUUCCUCGCGCUGCUCAGGUUCCUGUAUUCUGACGAGGUCCACAUUGGUCCCGAGACGGUGAUGACGACUCUGUACACGGCGAAGAAGUACGCGGUCCCCGCUCUGGAGAGCCACUGUGUGGAGUUCCUCACCAAGCACCUCAGGGCCGACAACGCGUUCAUGCUCCUCACUCAGGCAAGGCUAUUUGACGAGCCUCAACUAGCCAGCCUCUGCUUAGACACUAUAGACAAAAGCACUGCGGACGCAAUAAACGCAGAGGGUUUCACAGAUAUUGACCUUGACACCUUAUGUGCAGUGCUGCAAAGGGACACGCUCAGCAUCAGGGAGAACCGCUUGUUUGGGGCGGUGGUACGCUGGGCCGAGGCCGAGUGUUACAGACAACAGCUUCCCCCGACCUCGGAGAACAAACAGAACGUUCUGGGCAAAGCCCUCCCGCUCAUCCGCUUCCCACUCAUGACCGUUGAGGAGUUUGCGGCAGGGCCUGCCCAGUCUGGAAUAUUGUUCGAUCGGGAGGUGGUAAAUCUGUUUUUACACUUUACAGUAAACCCCAAACCGCGGGUCGACUACAUCGACAGACCCCGCUGCUGCCUCAGGGGGGAGGAGUGCAGCAUUAAUAGAUUCCAGCAGGUUGAGAGUCGAUGGGGGUACAGUGGUACCAGCGACAGAAUCAGAUUCAAUGUUAACAAAAGAAUAUCCAUAGUGGGGUUUGGCUUGUAUGGUUCAAUACAUGGACCCACUGACUAUCAGGUCAACAUACAGAUCUUAGAGAGCGACAAGCGCAUUAUACUGGGGCAGAACGACACCGGCUUCAACUGUGACGGCACGGCAAACACGUUCCGAGUGAUGUUCAAAGAGCCGGUGGAAAUCCUCCCCAAUGUCAGCUACACUGCGUGUGCCACCUUAAAGGGCCCAGACUCCCAUUAUGGCACCAAGGGGUUGAAGAAAGUGACCAAGGAAACCACAACAGGGGCCAAGACGACCUUUUUGUUUUUUAGCUCACCGGGAAAUAACAACGGUACGUCGGUGGAGGACGGUCAGAUCCCGGAGAUAAUCUACUACACCUAGACUUAACCCGGCGUCACGCUGGUGCACUGAACCUGGGAGACCUCAGGCUGCUGGAGAUAAAUGUAGUGCCUCAUAAUCCCUUGGAAUAAACAACGUGUGUGUUUGAGAGAAAGUGUGUGCGUGCGUGUGUGUGUGUGUGUGUACACAAUAAUGGCGUGUGGACAUGAUUUGCAGUGUUAAAACAAGCAGAGUUGUGUGGAGAGAGGAAAAAAAGCGUUGGUCACAGAUUGUAUCCGUUGUAAAUGAUGUUAAUAGGGACGUCCUGUGCUGUCGUCAGUAAUCUGUCACUGCUGGAGUUAAUCCUGCACGAGGGAAACUUGAGAGACGAACUGUCGGUUGGCGCCAUUUCUUUAUAGUUCUCAGUUUAAGCUGACGCAUUUACCAAAAGUAUAUAAUAUUUGCAUAUUUUUUAUUGUGCACUGUUAUCAUUUAUUCAGCAGGUGUCUUCAAGUACUUUGUCUUUGCAUUGUAUUAAGUAUCCAUGUGUGUUAUGUAAGUGGUACAUGCUGUAAUUUAUAACUUCCAUGUCUGCCUAGCACUACAUUAAAAUGUAAAAAAAGAAAAAACUCCAGGAGUUUCAUGGUGAAAUAAAUGAACAAAAGUCUAUUUUUAGCUUUUUGCCAUUAAACUGUUGUAAAGUU
Gasterosteus aculeatus aculeatus (three-spined stickleback) is the source of this 2270-nucleotide messenger RNA. RefSeq names its product BTB/POZ domain-containing protein 1. Gene Ontology annotation, biological process: neurogenesis. Gene Ontology annotation, cellular component: cytosol; P-body. The record is from RefSeq and is a predicted model, not a curated record. Gene Ontology annotation, molecular function: protein binding. Lineage: Eukaryota; Metazoa; Chordata; Actinopteri; Perciformes; Gasterosteidae.